AUGUAUGAUCAACCUUGCUUCUCAGAUAUUUUCAAGAUUAAUGAGUACAAUAAUAACGUUAAAGAGAUAACAAAGGGUAAAGGUAAUAGUUUGAGGUAGAGCAGAAAUAUUCUGAAACAUUAUAAGUCAGAGAAAAACUCAUUGUUUACUAAUUCUUCUUAGAUAUCUGAUGCAUUUACCGGAUAAUGUACAAUCAGAGAUAGCAAUAAUACUUUUAAAAUGGAUACCUAAGCAACUUUAAAAUAAAAAUCAAUAGCAGUAAAUAGGAAUCACCUAACUCAGUCAAAUAUUCCCUUUCAGACACAAGGACAUCACAACUCCCCUCAAAAUAUUAAAUAACCUAAAGAGUCAAGCUACAUAAAGAAUUUAUAGUAGCCCAAAAUACAGUACAUGGAACUACAUGAGUUACCGAAUAUAGGUAAAUAUAGAGAGGAUCCCUCCUAAAACUCCACUGUUUAGCAAUCAAAAUUAAACUUUUUUAAACAAUUCCAUCAGAAAAUUAGCUUCUCUGAAUACGUAACUUAGAACACGUACAAGGAGAGAAUGAACGAUGUAAAGUCUACUUAAGACAUCUAUAACUUCAAGUUAAAGAAAAACAAUGUGAUUGAUAACUACUAUAGAAGUUUGGAAUCCCAGCAUGCUGAAGCUAAUUGGAUCUCUUCCAUUGAAUAAGCUAAGCCUAGAUUAUAUUCUAAUAGCUUGGUUUCAUCUCCUAUGAAUGAUGAGUAAAUUAUAUAAUUUAACUACAAAUCAAACCCAGAAAAGAAUAUGUUUAAGAGCAGGUAAUCACCUAGAUAAACCUUUCGAAAGUCCAAUACCGAGAAACAAUCAUUAGAUAUAUGGACUGUUAGGGCUAAAUAAUAUGCGUGGCAACUUUAGAGUUGCAGCAUCUCUGACAAUUAAAAUAAAUUCAACACAGUUAAGAGUAUAAAUAUUAUAUCUUAAAAAUAUUGA
Stylonychia lemnae is the source of this 954-nucleotide messenger RNA. The record is from the annotation of a GenBank genome assembly. Lineage: Eukaryota; Ciliophora; Spirotrichea; Sporadotrichida; Oxytrichidae.